CAUUCAUCUUCUACUUUUGGGGCUCCUGAUCUGCAUGAAGGUAGAAAGAGAUUUUCCUCUUUAUUCCCUCAAACUGAAGAACACAUAUGUAAAUCCUUGUUUUUCCUCGUGAGGCAGGGGAGGCCAUAGCCACAAUGCUUAACUGCAUGCAUCUAACCCGGGGCUGGUUUUAACCCCAGCGCUCUGACCUAAACUGCUCAGCUCCCGGAAAUUCCAAGGAACCCGGUGGCCUUAGUCUUUCAGGUGGAACAGCGUGAGACAUGGGAAAGAAAACCAAGCGGACAGCUGACAGUUCUUCUUCAGAGGAUGAGGAGGAGUACGUCGUGGAGAAGGUGCUAGAUAGGCGUGUGGUUAAGGGGCAAGUGGAGUAUCUACUGAAGUGGAAAGGCUUUUCCGAGGAGCACAAUACUUGGGAGCCUGAGAAAAAUUUGGAUUGCCCUGAGCUAAUUUCCGAGUUUAUGAAAAAGUAUAAGAAGAUGAAGGAGGGUGAAAAUAACAAACCCAGGGAGAAGUCAGAAAGUAACAAGAGGAAAUCCAGUUUCGCGAACAGUGCUGAUGAUAUCAAAUCCAAAAAAAAGAGAGAGCAGAGCAAUGAUAUCGCUCGGGGCUUUGAGAGAGGAUUGGAACCAGAAAAGAUCAUUGGGGCGACAGAUUCCUGUGGCGAUUUAAUGUUCCUAAUGAAAUGGAAAGACACAGAUGAAGCCGACCUGGUUCUUGCGAAAGAAGCUAAUGUUAAGUGUCCACAGAUUGUGAUAGCAUUUUAUGAAGAGAGACUGACGUGGCAUGCAUAUCCUGAGGAUGCGGAAAACAAAGAGAAAGAAACAGCAAAGAGCUAAAGGAGGGGGUGGUCUUUGUCAUUUCUCUUUGUACAUAAUACAUCCACCUCCCUGCCUCCUCUCCUUCUACCCAUCCCCUUCUCUCUUAAACACAUCCAUAAAAAUGUGCUUAUCACUGUGCUCCACAGGAGAAAUGUUGGUAUUGGUUCUCUUGUAACAUAACUGAUGGUCUGAUUCAUGAUAAGUGUCUCUCUGUGAAGACCAGGCAUUUACAUACUGUGUGUAAUUCCCACAAUUUUUUCCUUUGCCCUCCUCUCUACCCUCUGCUCCCUUGUGACCUCAAGAUGAGUUUGAACUUUUUAAUCACCUUAGAGUCUUGAUCUUUUCAAGGUUGGUCGCUUUUUAGAUGGGGGAUUUUGUUACAAUGAUGAUUCAUUUUGGUUUCUUGCUUUGGCUCUUAGAACAUGUUGAUGACCAGCUAGCCUUUGUGUUGAGAUGUUGGGAUGGAAAAGAUGUUGCCCAUCUUUUUAAAAAGCCAAUAGCAACUGCCUACCUGUUGGGGCUUUCCCAACCUCAUUCAGCUCUCCCCAGGAGAAUACAGGGUUCCCGGUGUGGUCUUCUGGGCCACCCUCUGUUGUUCAUCCUCACCCAUCCUCCCAUAAUAGUUCCAUCCUUUGGAGGACUUGAAAUUUUACAUUCAGAUUUGUCAAGGCACUCCUUUUAGCCCCAGGACUUUGGGCCUUGUUUCUUUAGCAAUCCCUAAUUCUGCUUCUGCAGGUUGGUGUAGUCUGUCAUAAAAUGACAAGAUUAUUAACUGUGGAGAUUUUUAGCUGUUAGUACAUGAGGAUGAUGGGGUAGGAUACAGUUGUCUUUAUUAUCACAUACUGUAUAUCUGUACUAUUUCCUUCCACCCCUCCUGUUUGGACUAUGUGUUUAUGUAGGUGUGAGUGACUGCCUGGUGCUUGCUUGUGCCAAGGUGCUAGGCACCCUCCAACCCUGCCAACUUUGGUGGCCUCCCAAAACAUUCCUGUUACCAAAGAGGCUUUGAACCUGACCCUCACUUCUCAGUGAACCCAUUUCCCCUCCAUGCCAAUAUUUUCAGUGGGGAAUUCUUGGAGGGGAGCCAUUGGCCACAAUAUCAAUUUUAAAUAUUCAUAGCAUUUGUAAUCAUAAAUUUCCUGCUUUGUUGACUCCUGGAUUUGCCACCAAGAGUCCCCGAAGUGUUAAUACUCUUUCCUUUUUCCACCCUCAAACUCUUAGUUGUAUCUUUUUUUUUUUUUUCAAUGCAUUUAUUUGGAAGACUAUCACCUCAGAGAGUGACAGGCUUCCCAUAUUAGCAUGUUGACACGAUCUUCUCUUCCUAUUCAGCAAAAUAGUUCCCUUUUGGCUUCUUGUGUUACCAUUGUAUUGAGAGGUUAUUUUUCCGAUCAUAUCCUUCUGCCUUUGUUCCCCAAGAAGCGCCCUACUUCUCUUCACCCUUUUUUUCCUUGUAGAUGAAGGAGGCUAGAGAAUCAAGACUAAAAGUAAGGAAAUAGCAGGGUUUUGAGCAUCCUUGUCCCAGCCCAAAGCUGAGGGAAAAAGAAUAAAUGCUUGAAAUAGCCUUAACUCUAGAGUUCAUCAGCCAUUGAGGUUGUUUUUGUGGUUGCUUCUGAUUUUUAAAACAUAGCUGUCUGGCGAGGAGUGUUCAACCAUUUCUAGAUUAUUCAGAGUAAUGAGGGGAAUGGAGAGAUUGCUCCAGUCCACAGAUGAGCCGAAUAAUAUGCAAAUCAUAUACCCAUUCAUAGCAUUUGUUAACAUUGCUUCCCUGCUCAGCUGCUGAUUGAAUUCUGUGUGCUUGUAUAAAUUAUGUCAAAAAUUAUACUGCACAGUUGAGAAGACAGCUGUUGCUGCAGUGACAUGACAGACUGGAACAAUGAAGCUUUUGGUCUCAGCCAUCCAGGAAAAUCCUUCUGAAUGGUAAUGUGAUUGGGUGAGAACUCAUAACCCAUGCCUCAAGUGGGUAGGAGUUUUAUCUCCAUCUUCCUUAACUCUCUGAAGGAAUUAAAGGCCUAGAUCAAGUGUUGGAUAAUUGACAGUUGUUGGUGCUUAAUGUGAUGGGCAUCUGAAAGAAAGAAAGGAUGGUCAGGAAAGAGAUUUUUCAUACAAGUAACUAAGGAUAUCAAUUAGGGUAUACAGACUAGGACAGAAGUGGUCCGGAGCCCCCAAGGAGGCGAACUAGGUCUCAGUUUGCAGGUGUGUCCACGUAGCCAGUGUGUCCCCCAGGAGCAGUAGGCUUGUAAGCAGACUAUGGCCAUCAUAUUUUUGGAGCCCAAAUCUAGCAUGUGGACAAAGAUUGCAACAAUUAUUUGGUACUGAGAUUGGUCCUGAGAAACCUGGGACAUGUGGUUGCCUGGGAUAUAAGUAAUAUUUAAGACAUUCAUCACAAUCUGAUUUCUUUUAGCAAGAUAACCCCAUUAUCAUCUGCUGCUACUCACCACCCCUUUAAUAUUUCACUGCAUUCAUCUUUUUCUGUCCACAGUUUACUGAAUCAUGGUCUUGUACUUGUAUUUAGUGCUGUCCAAACAACCUGUUCUACCCCUGCCUACCCACAGCGACUUCUGCAGGAAUGAGGGGAGCCAGCAGCCAAUACUGAUCUCAGCCCUCAGCAGAAAGGAAACCAGAUACCUGCCUGCGCCUCCAGCAUUUGUCAGUGCUGAGUCUCAGCUGUCUGGGCCCUUGGAGAGUUGCAACCUCAAGCGGGAACCUGUUUUCACGGGGCUGUCUCCUCUCAGAAGAGUUAGUAGUCCUGGGCUAAGCACUCUUAAACAUCUAGGUCUCAGGUGCUCACAGUUUAUUUUUUCUGUUUUAAGCCCUCUUUCAAAACAUCUUUCUAGUGCUGAAUUUUUCUUCCUUACUGUAAUCAGCAUUCAGGGAUUUCACCUUCCACAGACUAGCAGAACUUUGACCAGCAGAGUCUACCAAGGUCAGCAUAGCUGCUUUUCCAAGCCCUGGGCUGGGCAGAUGGCCUCACGUUAAGAUCAGCUGUUAGAGAACGUCAGCCCUGAUGGAAUCACCAUUUUUAACCUGGAGAGGUCUGUAUAUUUUCCCUCCUGCAGUCUGGUUUUUGUCUGCCCAAGGGAGCAUUUGGACCUGUGGUGUUCCUUAACAUUCGAAAGUCUAGUGGUCCCUGGCUCUCCCCCAGCCGUAUGUCUGUACUACUGUUGUUGAUGAAAAGUUGGGCCUGUUCCUGUACUUUGGGCAAUUUUAGGUUAUUCUUAACUCUUCGUUCCUGUGCCGUGGCCUCCCUGCGGUCCAUUUCCCUUAUCUUCAGGCCAAAUCUUAGGGCCCUGAGGGAAAUGCUUGUGAUUUUCAUCUUGUGAUUUUCUUGGAUCUGUUUUUGCCCAGUUCACUUAAGGUACAGCGAGGGGUCAGAGGAAUCUCUUUGGGAUGGGGAGUGGGAGAUUGUCGUUGCCCUUAGGGUUCAAAUUUGAGGGCCUAAAAUGCUAGUUUGCAACAACAUGAGAACCCCAGGAAGGGUUAUGUCACUAGAUUGGACAUGUGGAAAUUGUUUUCUCACAAAUUAGGUCAAAGGAAAAGCUCAUUUUGCAACCAUGACUCCAUCCUUUUGGUUUAGGUUUUUAGAGUGAAAAUUUUUAGAGUGUUGAGGUUUGUACCUUUGUAAUCAGAUCACCAAGCAAGCAUACCUGCUGCAAGGUGGAGAGAGGAAAGGUCUGGACCCGGUGUUUUCCAGUUUCAUUUUGGCUCUACUUCGUGCAUAUAUGUUUUCAAAAACAGAUGUUACAAGUCUUGCACCCAAGAACAUAUGCUCAAAAUUGGGUGCCCCCCCAGCCCAGUUAAUCAUGAUGGCUUUCUAUUGAGCCACCCAUAUUCCAGCCACGUUAGUGUAUGUCGGCGUCCAUUUCAUUCAACAAAGUUUAAAAAGGUGUAGUCCCUGACCUUAAUUUUCAUACUGGUGUGGGAUGAAUAGUUCAGUGUAAUAAGUGCUAUAAAUGGGUACACAGUUCAGAUUUGGGGCAGAGACAACUGGUUGGUAUAGUUUGUGGCCCUAGAGUAGGAGAUUGACGGUUCAUGUGUAGAAAAGACGUAUGACCUUGGAUGAACUGAACUAACCGGCCAUAGAUGGGCCACAACAAGGACCUGUUUGAUUCCAGGAAAUAAAGAUAACUGAGAGUUGGUUAGAAAUGCUGUUACUGAGAGAGAAAACAACACGUUGAGAACCCCUGGUUUUGCUCCCUAUUUUAGGCUCUUUGCCAGCGUAUUGAAUGGUAUAGUUAAUCCUUGCUUGUGGAAAGUAUUAACUGUGGCAGUGUUGUUACAUUAUUGUAGGUUCUGUAAAAAUGUAUUCCUCCUGGAUAUUUUAUCAGAAUUGCUCACACCUUUUUCAGUUUCUCAUCCCUUUUGAAGGAAUUAACAUGAGGCUGGCUUGAAGCCUAAAACAUAAAGGAGGAACAUGCUUUCCAAUGACAAGAGAGUUGCUAAAGUGAAGGCUCGGGACACUUCUAGUAACACCUGGGCAUCUAUUCUGGGCAGUUCAUUUUUCUUUAGGACUGUAGGAUGGUGAUUUCUAAGCAGAGACUUGUUUCAGUUAUGUGGAAACCUCUCCCAGAAAUACACAUGCCCUGGAGUCUGGGAUUUAAUCAGUCUAGGGAGGUCUAGGGUGUGGGCCAGUCCUGUUAAGAAACAGUCUGAUCUUAGUUCUGACCAUGUGACCACAGGAAAACAGUCCUUUUCUCUGCCUGGGUAAUUGAGAUUUGGGUGAUUGAAAGUUGACUAGCUUUGGAAGUCAAACUUUCCAAGAAUUAGAAUAACUGUUGGAAAAUUAAAGUGUGAAGGCUUUUUGGAUAGUAAACAUUCUAGUUUCUUUUUGCUUGUGCUGGAUUUCUUGAAUUUUAAACUACCUCAUCUUGUCUUUUUAGAGUUACUUCAGCUUGUCCUUGCCACUUUAACAUCGUGCUUGACUUUGGUUGUUUUCUAAGAUGGAAUAUUUCCUAUUUACUGAAAGCAUAUUUCUUUGCCUUUUAUCCUGAUCCUCAUUUCACCUAUCGUCAUCUCAUGUUGCUCCUGUCAGAGAAAUCUUUUAAGGUAGUUUAAAACCUUGGUUUAUGGAAAGAAAGUGAUCCUCCAGUGCUGUUUGUCUCUGAGGUCAGUAAGAGAAGGAGUUAAAACAAGGUGGUGGAGGAGGGGACAACCUGCACUGGAGGCAGCCGACAAGGGAAGAGCUAUUAAUUAAGACAAUUUCAAAGCCAACUGAUUGUGAUCAUUAAUGUCACAAUAGAUCAAAACCUAAUUAUCACACCCUAGGUAAGAGCCAUCAGUAUUAAUCAGAAAAUCUAAUAGGAAACUAUUAUCAAGAAAUUAGGCCAAAUUGAAUGCAAUGAACUUUUUAUCGUCUCUCUCUUCUCUCUCUUUUUUUUUUUAAAUUUGGAGCUGUCCCUUGGCAUUGGCAGGUGUGACCCUCACAGCUGACCCAGGUCCCAGUGGCCUGUUCAUCAUGCCUUUUGAGAAAUUCCAACACAGACUGAACCAGAACUGUCACUGCUGCUUUAAUCAGUCUUGAACUUUCUUGUCACCUGGACUUAUCCAGGGUGAUCAGCAGUCAAUGAAAAAAGGGUUAUACUUAGGUCUUGGAAUGAUUGGUCCUUCCUGGAAUGUGAGGAUCCCUGGUGAGCAUUGUAUUGUGUGUGUUGAUAAAUCAUUUUUUGGGCUUCUAAUGUACAUAGGGUCUUGUUGCUCUGGCUACUACAAGAGGGUACAGAGGAAAGGAGGGCUUCCUGCCCGGAGAGUCUUUGAGAUGAGCUGAGAAGACAGUUUCAUCGUGUCCGGCACUUAUAAGGCUCAAGUCAGAGUUUUGCAGCUUCUAGUAGCUUUAGGAUUUGAGUCUAAACCAGGGCUGGCUGUGGGUUUAGAUUUUUCCCCCUAGAGUUAGGAUAAGGGUCAUAAUGAUUUCCACCAGAAUUCAGUGUAAGUCCAAAGGAGGGGGAAAGAGUGUUUUUUUCCUUUGCCUUUCUUUUGUUAAAGAGUUAUGUCUCUGGCAGGAGGUAAGAACAUUACAAGAGUCUUCUGACCAGUUACUUCACACCUUCUCCUUGAAUGGAAAAGUAGAUGUCAUCAUUUAUAUCCUUAACUUUGAGCUAUUUGUGAAGUUGCUGAAACUUCUGAAGUUGGAACAGGGGCAGAAAGUUUGGAAAGAUGCUGCCCCCGAGUGUUGUGGGGAGGGACAGGCAGCAGCAGGAGGGUGUUCGGUAGUGCUAGAUCCCUGCACCCCUUUCCCCACCGACCUUGCCGCUCAGAGCACUGCUGAGGAAAUGGUUCUUAGCUUUCUGCUUGAGUGUGGUCUUCGUUCUGAAUGUUAGGAAUUUGGGUUAGUCGGUGUAGAACUUUGAGAAAUCAGUGUGACUUAAUCCUUCACCUCUUAGGAUAAAGUAUUUCUUUACAAGAGAAUUCAUGCCCUUAACGUUUAAAAUGUAAUUUUAUUUUCAAAACAUCCAUUAACAGAUGACUUUCAGAAGCGGUUUGUUUCUUCUCCAAGGUUCUUUGCAUUAUGCUAGGUAAAGUAAUAGGCCAUCAGUUAAUAGUUGUGGGUUGAUUGAGUUCAUCUAGUUUGCAGAGUGAGGUGUGCCUACUGACUUCCUUUUGUUCCCAAGUGCACUCUAAGAAGUGAAAUGCUCCAGGGCGUGGAAUAAGAAUGGAGUGGAUGCUGACUAUGUGUGCCAACCUCCUCAAUUGAUUCAUAAUGACUGACCUUGGGCAAGUCACUCCUUUCAAUGCCUCAGUUCCCCAUCUGUCAAAUGGGGGUAAUAAUACUGACCUACCUCACAGGGGUGUUGUGAGGCAUUGUAAAUCAAAGUUGAUAGAAUACUUUAGGGUCCUCAAUGGAGGAUGCCUUGAGCCGAAGUCUAGGCCUACCAUAGGCUUCUGUCCUCACUGAGCUGUCCCAAGGUUGGAACUCCUUAGUGACCUCGGCAAGUUUUCUGCCCCCCACCCCUCAUCAAAGCUGCUAGUUCAGAUGUUGACAGUGUUUUCGUGAAUGUUGGAGUCUUAAUAGUCCAGAUUUACUUAAGAUGUUAUAGGGGGAGGCACUUAGUAUUUUCUAUGUCUUGCAUCCACAAAGAGAGGCCGUUUGAGACCCAAGAGCAUUGGAUUAGGGCAUCUGGGAUGCUCUGCUUGUUUCUCUGCAGGUUGGGAAUUAAGGUCCCAUACCCCACGGGCUUGGAACAGACUUGGGCUGUCUCAGGAGCAAAGCGCACACAGUGGGUUUGAUUUAUAUCAUUGCUUGUUGCUCCCUGAACUGAUCCCAGGACAGCUGGGUCACUUCACCCCUUCGUGGCAUCUGUACCUGAGCCUCCGCCUCCACCUCCUUAUAGGAACCAGCCGGUUCAGUAAACAUAACCACUUCCUUUAUCCCCCACCGAAAAAGAGCCACAUUGGAUUUUUUUUUUCUAGCGAUACGUUUAACAUUCAGAAUUGGGCAUUGAUACUCCUGAAAGCUUCAUCCAAUUCACUGUAUUUCAUCAUCUGUCAUCUCUUUCUCAGUGUCCACAGUCUAAACUUUCCUGACUUUGACCUUUUUUUCCCCUGUGGUUUGGGAAAACUUUGGACACUAUUUCUAUUUGCCCAGGUGUGGGCUCAAGAGCCUUACUCUCCAUCUCAGUUUAGGGGCUCAGCCAGCUCCUCUUCCCAGUAGGGCUCUUUCUCCUCUCCCUCUCCUUGGCCCUGAUGUGUAACCUAUGAAAAAGCACAAGGUCCUGUCCCCUUGCCGCGGUCACAUUCCGGUUCUCGGUGUUUUGUGGACUCAGCUCCUCUCUUCACUGCACUGGCGGCACCAGGCGGUUCUGUGGAGUCCUGGAGGAUGGAGAGAGCAUGGUCUGACAUCCUGCCGAGUAGCCAGGAGUUGAUUCACCCAUGGCCCAUAGGCCUCCCCACCCCUUCCCACAGGAUGGGAUCUAAGAGACUCAAGAGGCUGGGUUUCGUUCAGCGCUCUGUACCAUCCUGAGGAGCAAAGCAAAUCACACUUUGUAGCCAGAUUUCUGAAUGGAAACAUGGGAAACUGAGUUCUCUAUGGACCUUUUUGGUUUGUGGGGGAGUUUUGGUUGUGUUUCUUGGUUUUAUUUCAGCCAAACAUGUCUGCUUUCGAUUUUUUUUUUUUUAGGAUAAGUGGUAUAUAUAUAUGUUCGCCUUUUAAAUGUAAAUGUUUAAAAGUAGGCAAUUUAUGUGUUUCCACAACUGACAUCUGAUGCAGACCUCAUUCUCUCCCCCUCUUCCACCCUCCUCUUUUCCCUCUUUUCAUACUCUUGUAUUGGUUCUAAUAAAUGGUUGCUUUUCAAA
This is a messenger RNA of Camelus dromedarius (Arabian camel), 9101 nucleotides long. It is a transcript of the gene CBX5, whose product is annotated as chromobox 5. Gene Ontology annotation, molecular function: chromatin binding. Lineage: Eukaryota; Metazoa; Chordata; Mammalia; Artiodactyla; Camelidae. Gene Ontology annotation, biological process: chromatin organization; negative regulation of transcription by RNA polymerase II. The transcript is spliced from 5 exons. The record is from RefSeq and is a predicted model, not a curated record. The coding region runs from base 261 to 836 and encodes 191 amino acids. Gene Ontology annotation, cellular component: pericentric heterochromatin; nucleus.